UGAAGGUCGCCGUAACAGUCCGCGUUUGUUUAGCAAAAUUCGAGAACUAAUAUUUACGCAUACUUGUGAGAAAUUUGCAAAGAUCCCGAUUCGAGUCUAUAGGUUUUCUCGGAAAACGAACGGGCGGCGAGCGUUUUUUCUUACGUGCCUACGAUUUUGUCGAACGCGUACCCGCCAAUGAGUGAAAAUUAAAUAUAGAAGGAUGAUAUAAAACGCUUAUUUUCAAAGUUUUUCCUGUGACGAUUACAUUUGCGGUUCGUAAAAAGUGAGGAUCAAGUGUGGAAAAAUUAGGGCGCGAUGUGCCUCUCGCUGGUAUUUCUAUUAGUGUCCCUCACGGUCGCCAGAGCGGGGUUCUUGUAUGGUCAGCCGUGCAGCGAGAGAAACACCGCCUACUUGUAUUCCACGACGUGGACGAUCCCGGAAAAUCGGGAGAUAAAUUGCGUGGACGUAACCGGAUUCCGGAACCCGAACUUGAUGAACUAUCUCGAGUUUUUCCGACUUGCCUCUGCCGCGCACACUUUGUACGCCGACCACAUGAACUUGACUAGUUUUCCGGUAUCGAUGGUCUUCUCGCUUCCCGGUUUGGAAACCCUGGAUCUGUCCGGAAACCACAUCAGACGACUGCCGUACCGGAUGUACAAGAUCGCGCCCAGCGUGUCGAAAUUGAUGGUGGCGGAAAAUCGGUUGUUUGUGCCAAAAAAGCGGCCACUGUUUGUCUCCAACACCGUCAAAAUGCUGAUGCUCAGCAAAAAUAAAAUAGGUCACGUUUAUCCCGUGACGUUUAAGCGAAUGCCGAACCUGGAGGUGUUGUAUCUGGACUCGAACGCCAUCAAGUGCAUUUCGGCGGAUAUCUUUAAACCUUUGGCGGGGUUAAAGUAUUUGCAUUUGGGCUUGAAUCAGAUACAAGAUUUCCCGGCGCAGAGCUUGAUGCCCCCGCAGCUCAGGCAUUACAUCACCAAGGACCAGCGCAGAAUCAAGGUGGAGCCUUUUUGCGAAGCCUAGUUAAACGCUAGUUUUUCGUCCCCCAAUGAGUUGCUUCCUGUACGCCGUAAACUUUUCGCCUGAAGAAGUGGCCCUUUAGCUUCACGUUUAUAAUCGUAAAAUUAAUGGAAUUUUGAAAGCGGGUUGUAAUUUAACAAAUAAACAAAGGUUAAUUCUGUAACAGUGAUUAUUAAUCACUAGCACACCCAAAAUUAAAAUCAGCAAAGGUUUCGAAGAAAAAAUUUCAGGCAAUCGGGUAAUUUUUCUCAAAAAUAAUAGAUCUAACCGCACCAUCUCGAAUAUGAUCGAUAAAACGGAAGAUAAAGUUUUACCUCUCAAUGUUUUGACGACUUUUAUACCGUUCCGCCUUGUUCAUAAUUACAUAUUAUAUAUUAUAAAAGUAUUUAUUGUAUUUUUCAUAAUAAAUAGCUGAA
Cylas formicarius (sweet potato weevil) is the source of this 1415-nucleotide messenger RNA. Its product is annotated as phospholipase A2 inhibitor beta-like. NCBI's taxonomy places the organism in Eukaryota, Metazoa, Arthropoda, Insecta, Coleoptera, Brentidae. The record is from RefSeq and is a predicted model, not a curated record. The coding region runs from base 298 to 1002 and encodes 234 amino acids. Gene Ontology annotation, molecular function: protein binding. The transcript has 2 exons. Gene Ontology annotation, cellular component: extracellular matrix.